AAAUGGGAGGGCACACUUGAACCGAGCUGCUCUAUGAAGGUAGGCUGCAGCGUGUGUUUAUUGAUGAGAUGAAAAGAAGAUGGAAGUGAGAAAUGAAACAAAGUAAAGGAACAUAUUAAAAAAAAAAAACUAUACGCGCUUCGUCGGGGUAAAACAAGAGGAGCCGUGGAAACGCUGUCGCCACUUUUUGAACGUGCUUCGAAGUGCAGAAAAACACAUGAUUUGGACAGAGAGGACUGACAGCCUUGCCUAGCACCCGGCCUCUGAUCAGCCAUCUCCACCAGCAAACUGAAGCUUGACCCGCACUUCAUCACCAGCCACACAAGCUUCUUCAUAACAAAACGUCAUCUGACUGUGACAUCAGUUGCAAGGGGAUGACCGAGCGCAUUCAUAACAUCAAUCUCCACAACUUCAGCAAUUCUGUACUUGAGACCCUCAAUGAGCAGCGCAACCGUGGGCACUUCUGUGACGUGACUGUUCGGAUCCAUGGAAGUAUGCUGCGAGCUCACCGAUGCGUGCUGGCUGCUGGAAGCCCCUUCUUUCAGGACAAGCUGCUCUUGGGCUACAGCGACAUUGAGAUCCCUUCUGUGGUCUCAGUGCAAUCCAUCCAAAAGCUGAUUGACUUUAUGUACAGUGGGAUUCUGCGGGUAUCUCAAUCAGAGGCCCUGCAAAUCCUUACUGCUGCCAGCAUCCUACAGAUCAAGACCGUCAUUGAUGAGUGUACCCGCAUCGUGUCCCAGAAUGUGGGCCUGGCUGGGCCGGGGGGGUUCCCUGUUAUACCAGGAGACUCUGGUCAGGAAACACCCCGUGGCACUCCAGAGUCCGGCACCUCUGGGCCCAGCAGUGACGCAGAGUCAGGCUAUAUGCAAGCAACAUCACAGCAAAGCAUAGAUCGUGCAUACACAUCACUGUACACCUACCCUGGCCUCUCUCUGCAGAACGGCACCCGCGAACGCCCCCUUUAUAUUAACCCUCUUGCGACAAAUUAUGAUUCGACUCUCAGCACUCAGAAGGACCAGCAGUCUCAAGAUCCGCCCUGGAUAAAUCGCAUUCAGGAGAGAUCUCAGCAGGUCGAUCGCUUCAUCUCCACAGCAGAGUCCACUCACUGCCGCAAACAACCCCGACCGGUACGCAUACAAACAGGAGGGAUGCACAUAAAGCAGGAGGCCGAAGAUGAGUACAGCUGCUACGAUAAUUUGGGGGACUGCCAUGAUGAUACUGACCAUACUGAGGGUGUAGAGAGUGAAUCCAAGGUUGAAAGUUUUGACUCAGGGGUGAGCUCCUCCAUCAGUACUGAGCCAGAUGCUAUGGAGCAGCAGCCGUACCUGAUGGGCUAUAGCCGAGAGGGGAGCGGGGAAGGGCAGCACGGUGAAGGAGCUCCAGUGCAGAUAGAGGUCAAUGACUCGUCCCCAGAGCAAGUGCAAGAGACAGAGGACGGGGACACAUCCCACAUUACUAGUGACAGUAGCAUGAUGCAGCCCCUGCCAAACUCAGUCAUGUCCCAGUCCCUGCCAAGUGCCCAGCACUACAUGCGCCAGGCAGAAUCACACACCAGCAAUCUGAGGAUGCCGCUCACCGUGACCAGCAAUUCCCAAGUGAUGGGCACUGCUGGAAGCACCUUCCUGCCCACACUCUUUCCUACACAGCCGGCUAGAGACAACAAGCCUUUCCUUUACCUUCCUGGCCAGCAGCAACCGCAGUUUGUGGCAGUGCCGCCCCCUGCAAUGCCAUCAUUCCCGAACCCCAUGUCAGUACCACAAACGCCAGCUCAGCAGCAACAGGCUGCAGGGGGAAUUGGUCAGGGGGAAAAGAAGCCCUAUGAAUGCACUCUCUGCAGUAAAACCUUUACUGCAAAACAGAACUACGUCAAACACAUGUUUGUCCAUACUGGUGAGAAGCCUCAUCAGUGCAGCAUCUGCUGGCGCUCGUUCUCCCUGAAGGAUUACUUAAUCAAACACAUGGUGACACACACAGGGGUGCGGGCGUACCAGUGCAGCAUCUGCAACAAGCGUUUCACCCAGAAGAGCUCUCUCAAUGUCCACAUGCGGCUGCACCGUGGAGAGAAGUCCUAUGAGUGCUACAUCUGCAAGAAGAAGUUCUCACACAAGACCCUGCUGGAGAGGCACAUGGCCCUGCACAGCACAGGCAGCGCCAUCACAGGGCUGUCGGGGAGCACAGGUACCCCGGGCCCGGUCUCCAUUCCCAUGCCUAUGGCUGUCCCUGAGCCUGGAGCUGGAGUGGUGGCCCUCGCCAUGCCAGUGAGUGGAGGUGCUGGAAUAGGGGCUGGGGUUGGAACAGGAGUGGGUGUAGCUGCAGAAGCGAGCUGCCAAGAAGGGACCACCUACGUGUGCUCCGUCUGCCCUGCCAAGUUCGACCAAAUGGAGCACUUCAAUGACCACAUGCGAAUGCAUGUCUCCGAUGGAUAAGUACAAAUAGAUAAACUUCUUUCAAAAAGAAUGACAAAUAAAAUGGCACUAGAUUUUCCUUUUCUUAUUUUGAGGUAUGAAGAGUAAUGAGUAUAGACACUGGCACAUUAAGUUUCCCAAAAAAAAAAAAAAGAUUUUUUUUCUGUUAUUCUAAAAGAAAAAAAAGAUGGUGGCCUUAAGGCUUAGUAGUUUGAUAUUGAUCUACUGGAUGGAUCCUAACUACAGGCCUCUAAAUGUAUGCUUUCCUAAAAUACUGAUUUAUGUGUUGAACACUACCGAAAGGCCUACGAAAGAAACACAUACACACAAACACACCCUUAGUGUAGAUAUGUCCGAAUGAAUAUACAUGUGCAUUUAUGUUUGAGUGUUUGUGUAUUUGCAUGUGUCUGUCUGUCCAUGUGUGUGUGUGUGUGUGUGUGUGUGUGUGUGUGUGCGUUUGUG
Messenger RNA from Xiphias gladius (swordfish), 2867 nucleotides. It is a transcript of the gene zbtb20, whose product is annotated as zinc finger and BTB domain containing 20. The coding region runs from base 375 to 2426 and encodes 683 amino acids. The record is from RefSeq and is a predicted model, not a curated record. Gene Ontology annotation, molecular function: protein binding. Gene Ontology annotation, biological process: negative regulation of transcription by RNA polymerase II; regulation of immune system process; regulation of cytokine production. The transcript is spliced from 4 exons. Lineage: Eukaryota; Metazoa; Chordata; Actinopteri; Istiophoriformes; Xiphiidae.